GAGCUCUAUCUACAGGAUGUUAUCAGUUUCUGAGAGUCGUAUCGAAGAGCCCGGAUUGAAUCAGACAGCCCAGUUCUACUGUGUGAACAUGCCUCAGCACUCGGUGACUGGCAAACUGCAGGGUGUCCUGUUCCCAUGUUCCUGUCCAUCCGGGAUCGCUCUGUCUGUUCAGUGUCAAGACUGUGGCCGUCAGAAGCUGCAGGUGGACCGGAUUGUGGGUGGUCGCUUGGCCGAGCUCGGCCGCUGGCCGUGGCAGGUUGCCCUCCUGUUCGACGGCUCGCCCCUGUGUGGGGGCUCGUUGAUUGCCAGUGACUGGGUAGUUACCGCCGCCCACUGUUUCCCCCAGAAGAACCGUUUUGCCGACCGCUGGGUUGUGCUGAGUGGGUCGGUCAGACGGCUGUCACCAGACAUCCAGACGCCAGUGCAGACAGUCGUCUACCAUGCAGGCUACCAGCCUUUUAUUAACUACAACUCGGAGGACAACAGCAACGAUAUCGCCGUCUUGCGUCUGAGAAGAUCUCUCAACUUCUCAGAUCACAUCCAGCCAGUCUGUCUUCCAGCUCUGGGGCAAGGUCUCGUUGAAGGCACUCUGUGCACUGUCACUGGGUGGGGCAGCACCGAAUAUUAUGGCCAUCAGUCCGACGUGCUCCGGGAAGCAGAGGUCCCCAUCAUCAGCAACGCCCAGUGUAACAGUCCGGAGUUCUACAACAGGCAGAUCACUCCCAAGAUGUUCUGCGCUGGCUACAGUGAGGGUGGUGUCGAUGCUUGUCAGGGUGACAGCGGAGGACCCCUGGUGUGUGAGGAUACCCUCUCAAACAGAUCCCGAUGGCGCCUAAGUGGCAUUGUCAGCUGGGGAACGGGCUGUGCAAUGGCAACUAAACCUGGCGUCUACUGCAGGGUGACGGAUUACCUGUCGUGGGUGUAUCGGGCAAUGAAGGACACCAUGUUGGGAGCGCCGGCUGGCAUCGUGGUUCUCGUGGCUGCCGUACUCGGAGUGCACGCCACAGAUAUGGAAGAAUUUAAAAACGGGAGCCGCUUCACUUACGAUUACUACAAACUGCGCGUGAUUGGGCUGGUGGCAGCCGCCGUGCUCUGCGCCAUCGGCAUCGUCAUUCUGCUGGCUGGCAAGUGCAGAUGCAAGUUCAACCAGAAGAAAAGGAGUCGCUCAAACAGUGGAGUUCCAACAGCGCAGCAUCUCCUUCAUGCAGGAGAAGCAACGGAGUGUUAAAGCCAACCUGUAUCUCCCACAGAGAGGGACAGAAGCACUUUCCCAGUGUGUACACGUUCUGUGUGUGUGUUACCCGUUUAAAAUCAGUUCAGCUCCCAAGUGCCGUGUCUGUCAAAGUAUCUAAUCAGUCUUCCUCGGGGUGGGGGGGGGGCAGAAAUGUGUGACCCUUGUGUUGUACAGGACUGCCCUGGUGUGCUGUGUCCGUGCGCGCGUGUUGAAAUCACUGUUUAGAAAUUCCUAUUUGCACAUAUUCUUAUUUUAAUAAUCGUGAUUAAAGACUGUAAAUCUGUUUCAGCUUAUGUCUCCUGAUGUUGUUAAGGUUGGUGACAUUCCUCUCCGUACAGCACUGUGAAAUGAUAGUUAGUUGGUUGGGGGCACAGGCCACCGACAGCAGCUCGCCAGAGACCUCAGUCCUGGUUCAGUCUUUCAGGUUGUCCCCAGGUAUAACCCAGCUUCUGGGGGUCAGCUUCAAAGCUGCUUCCCCAGAGAGAGAGAGAGUCAGAGGUGUGUGUGUGAGUGAGUAUGUGUGUGUGAGAGAGAGUGUGUGUGAGUAAGGGAAAAUUAGUGUGUGUGAGAGAGAGAGAGAGUGAGUGUGUAUUAGAGAAAGGAGGCUACGGUAUCUGUUUUAUGUUAGAGCAGUCCAGAGCCCAGUCCAGUCUUUGGUACAGUACCAUGGAGAUGGUCAAUUUUGCUAUAAUCUGCUGCAUACAAUGUGAUGUAUAUCUACAGAAUCUACUAGAUGUACCAGCCUUCUGUGUAUAGAGUCCACUUCAACAGUUUGUGACCUCUAGCAAGUAGUCUUGCACCAAUUGAAACCCCAAAAGGAGCUGCAGCGAAUUCUGUUGCUAACUGCAGGCUUUGCCCACCAAUAACAGCAAGCAUAGUCGCCCAGUAAAAAUGGUGAUGGUGUUAACGUGAAAGUUUGUGUGCCUUGUCUAUGUACUGCUACUCAACUCCUGUUAUCACCUGUCUUAUUCACUCUGCCUUCCAAAAUACCCCCAGCUGGUGGCAGAAUGUAAAUGCAGUGUGCCCUCUGUAACAGCGCUGACGGAUUGACAUGGCUGGGAUGGAAUAUGGGACGACAGGUUAUAUAUGGUGGUGAGGAGAGACUUAUAUUUGUAGAAAUUAUGUACUGAUCUCUAUCACAUUUUAAAUUGCUGUACCCAAUGUUUAAUUCCAGUGAUAUUAGUGAAUUAACAAAAUAAUCUUAAAUGUUUUAUGAUUUAUAAUAAGUGACGCACUUGUAUUUAACCAAAUAAAUGGGGAUUGGCUAAUA
Messenger RNA from Hypanus sabinus (Atlantic stingray), 2504 nucleotides. RefSeq names its product serine protease hepsin-like. Gene Ontology annotation, molecular function: serine-type exopeptidase activity; ion channel regulator activity; serine-type endopeptidase activity. Bases 17 to 1228 code for a protein of 403 amino acids. Lineage: Eukaryota; Metazoa; Chordata; Chondrichthyes; Myliobatiformes; Dasyatidae. Gene Ontology annotation, cellular component: membrane. The record is from RefSeq and is a predicted model, not a curated record. The transcript is spliced from 14 exons. Gene Ontology annotation, biological process: proteolysis; regulation of monoatomic ion transport.